Molecule: messenger RNA, 2325 nt
Organism: Iphiclides podalirius (scarce swallowtail)
Lineage: Eukaryota; Metazoa; Arthropoda; Insecta; Lepidoptera; Papilionidae
Source: the annotation of a GenBank genome assembly
AUGGAACCAUCAGCAGAGGAUUUUAAUCUCCAUUGGGAGGAAGUUGUUAUAAAGAAUUCUCCUAAACAUGAAGUUCAAGAAAUAUGUGACCUUGCAGGAGUGCAGUCUGUAUCAUAUUCUGGAAUGACGUCUGAAGAAAUGAUAGCUGAUACAGAUCAAAUGGCAGCAGAAAAUUUAAUGUAUUUAUCACAGGAUGUUGUUGGAUAUACUGAAGCAACAGAAUUGACUGAUGAUUUAAAUGUUGAAUGUGUGACUGAGGAAGUCAUAACUGAUGACUGGGUCAUAGCAGGUGGUCAGGAAAGAGUGGAAGUACCAUUGGAACAUUUAGCAAACAGUGUUUCUGAUGUUAAAGUUGAAAAUGAUAUUGAUGUUCCAUUACCAACUGAUCAAGACGAGUACACGGCGAUGCGGCCGUGGCCGUGCGACUUCUGCUCGCGCCGCUUCCGAAAGAAGGCGGCGCUGAUGAACCACAUGGUGGCGCACCAGAGCGACCGGCCGCACGCGUGCAACCUGUGCGGCGUGCGCUACGUGCGCAAGUGCGACCUCAUGAACCAUCUCAAGGUGCACGCGUUCGUGCCCGAGCACGGCGACACCAUGGACUACGAUGAUGUCCUACCUGAAAAAACCCAAUUGAUUAAACCAAAGAAAAAGCGCGGUCGUCGGAAAAAGAAUCCGGAACCCGUUGAGAACGGCGUGUGGGAGAACAUGACGUCGGCGCGCACGCAGCAGUGGCAGAGGCGGGCGCGCACCCCCGCGCCCCGCUCCCCCUCCCCCGCCUCCGAGCCGGAGCCGCCCCCUCCCCCGGCGCCCCCCACCCCUCCACCCCCGGCGGACCCAUCUCGCCCCUUCGUCUGCCGCCACUGCGGCGUCGGAUUUGCACGGGAGAAGGCGCUGCAAUCGCACUCCAGGAUCCACGGCGGCGACUCGCCGGUGGAGUGCGGUGAGUGCGGCGAGCUGUGCUGGUCCCGCGAGGCGCUCAGCUCGCACACGGCCCACCGCCACCCGCACGCCGCGCCGCGAACUCACCGCGAGCCCUCCUACGACGAGUCCAACUCUGGCGACGACAUGGACUUCCGCCUGUCGCCGAUAACGCAGGGCGGUGACCGUGGCAUGUUCGACAACGUGCGCGGCCCCGAACUCUUCUGCCAGGACUGCGGCGUCGCCUUCCAGCGCGUCGAUUUGCUGAGGCGGCACGUCGCCGCCGCGCACAGCUAUAAGCGACACGAUAGCACGAGCAGUACCUGGGCGGAGCACACGUGUGACGUGUGCGGCGAAAGUUGCACGGACGCGCUGCAGCUGCUGGCGCACGCGGAGGGUCACGCGGAGCGGCAUCGACCCGCCGCGCCCAGACUGAAGAGGCACGGUCGUGGUCGGAACAACACGACGUCAACGAGCAAUUCAAGGCAGUUCCCCUGCAGAGAAUGCGGCAAAGUGUUCGGUUCGCGCAGCUCGCAGCAGAUCCACAUUAGGAUCCACACGGGCGAGCGGCCGUACGCGUGCCGCUUCUGCUGGAAGGCGUUUGCCGACGGCGGCACCCUGCGGAAACACGAGCGAAUACACACGGGCGAGAAGCCGUACGCGUGCGCAGUGUGUCCGCGCGCGUUCAACCAACGAGUGGUGCUCCGCGAGCACGUGCGAUCCCACCACUCCGCGCCCGACCGUCGUGCCAACGGUGGAAAUGCGUAUUGUUGCGUGGUGUGCGGCAGGACUCUUCAUUCCAGUGUAGAGCUUGUUCAACAUUUGAUACAGCACUGUGACGCCAACACGGCACUAAAAAGACAACCACAGAACGGUCCGCGCAAGUACAAGCGGCGGCGGAAACUGAAGGCCGAGAUGGCGUCGCCGAAGCGCGAGUGGGAGGGGCGCGGGGAGCGGGGCUCGUCGCCGUCGGGCGCGUCCGUCGCUUCGAACGCGUCGCGGGCGUCUGAGCGGUUGAGCGCCGCGUCUACCCCGCACCGCGCCCCCUCACCGCCCCGUCGCGCCCCCUCACCGCCCCGGCGCAGAAGACGCCGCGCGCCCCCCGCACCGCCCCGUCCCCGCAUGAUACACACCGAGGAGCCACGCCCGAGGACUAAACAGGUGCGCAGCAGGCGUCCUCCGCGGCAUCCGGCGGACGACUUGCGCGCGAUCGCGACGCACUCCGCGUCGCCGGGGCCCGCUUCCCCCUCACCCCCGUCCCCUUCCUCCCCAAAUUCGCCACCUUCACCCGCCUCCCCGCCCUCCCCCUCAUCGCCGCAGUCCCCCACCGGCCCUUACAAAUGCGAAAUGUGCUCCCUCGAGUUCCCCCGGCGUGAUGCUCUAUUACUACAUGUACCCGUCCAUAUA